AGGCUGCGUCUCCUCAGCUCCUCAGCUUCUGGGGGACGGCGGCGCCGCAACUUUUGACAUUUUGGCGGCUGAGGCGCGCGCCGGCACUCCCGGGCCGACUGCGGACCCUCGAGGGCCCCUCAGCCGCGCUCCGGCGCUCCCGCCGCCCCGGGUCGGGCGGCCACGAGGCCCGGCCGCGUCCUCCCGCGCUCGCCCGCCGGGCGGCUGCAGCCAUGUCGCGGGGGCCGGAGGAGGUGAACCGGCUCACCGAGAGCACCUACCGGAAUGUUGUGGAACAGUUCAAUCCUGGGCUACGAAAUUUAAUAAACCUAGGAAAAAAUUAUGAAAAAGCUGUUAAUGCUAUGAUCCUGGCGGGAAAAGCCUACUACGAUGGAGUUGCCAAGAUUGGUGAGAUUGCCACCGGGUCCCCUGUGUCAACAGAGCUGGGCCGUGUUCUCAUAGAGAUUUCAAGUACCCACAAGAAACUCAAUGAGAGUCUUGAUGAAAAUUUCAAAAAAUUCCAUAAAGAGAUUAUAUAUGAACUGGAGAAAAAGACAGAACUUGAUGUAAAAUACAUGAAUGCAACUCUCAAAAGAUACCAAACAGAACACAGGAAUAAAUUAGAUUCUUUGGAGAAAUCUCAAGCUGAAUUGAAGAAGAUCAGAAGGAAAAGUCAAGGAGGACGAAAUGCACUCAAAUAUGAACACAAAGAAAUUGAGUAUGUAGAAACUGUUACUUCUCGCCAAAAUGAAAUCCAAAAAUUUAUUGCGGAUGGUUGCAAAGAAGCUCUACUUGAAGAGAAAAGGCGCUUCUGCUUUCUGGUUGACAAACACUGUAGCUUUGCAAAUCACAUACAUCAUUAUCAUUUACAGUCUGCAGAAUUGCUUAAUUCCAAACUGCCUAGGUGGCAGGAAACCUGUGGUGAUGCCACCAAAGUACCAGAGAAAAUCAUGAAUAUGAUAGAAGAAAUAAAGACCCCAAUCUCUACCCCAAUAUCCGGAACGCCUCAGCCUUCACCAAUGAUCGAGAGACGCAACGUGGUUGGGAAAGAUUAUGAUACCCUUUCUAAAUAUUCGCCAAAGAUGCCCCCACCAGCUCCUUCAGGCAAAGCAUAUACCAGUCCUUUGAUUGAUAUGUUUAAUAACCCAGCAACAGUUGCACAGAAUUCAGAAAGGAUAAAUAAUUCAACAGAUUCUUCAGAUGAUCCCAGUUUACCACGAUCAGUUUCUGUUGCAACUGGACUGAACAUGAUGAAAAAGCAGAAAGUAAAAACUAUUUUUCCACAUACCGCUGGCACUAACAAGACCUUACUUAGCUUCGCACAAGGAGAUGUCAUCACACUGCUCAUCUCUGAGGAGAAAGACGGCUGGCUUUAUGGGGAACAUGACAACACCAAAGUGAGAGGUUGGUUCCCAUCAUCAUAUACAAAGUUGCUGGAAGAAAAUGCAAAGGAGACAGUGAAUGUGCCUACGCCAAGCCCAGCACCAGUAAGAAGCGUCAGCACGGUGGACUUAUCUGAGAAAAGCAGUGUUGUCAUCCCCCCACCUGAUUACUUGGAAUGUUUGUCCACGGGAGCGGCUGCAGAUAAGAACGUAGAUGUUUCUAAAAAUACUUCCACCUUUAAAGCACCAGUGUCUAAACCCGAAACCACAUCUCCUAAGGAUGCAAAUGGGACUGCAAAGCCUCCAUUUCUCAGUGGAGAAAACCCCUUUGCUACUGUGAAACUCCGACCGACAGUGACAAAUGAUCGAUCAGCACCAAUCAUUCGAUGAGAAGGUGGCCAAGGAAUCCUUCUGGUUCCUCUAAUGCUAAGUUCUCACUUGCAAAAUGUUAGGUAUAUAUUCUGUGAGAUGUGCUGUAACUGUCGUAACGCUUUACCAGAGGGUGUCUGAUUUUAAACGUAUUCUACUUGAGCAAAUCAAUGCAUUUUCUCAAUUUAACAUGGUUGGGUUUACACAUUUCUGUCUUUAAGAAGAUAAAUGAGUAAUAGUUUAGUGACCAACUCAAUCAUUUAAAAUAGUUUCUUCCUAUUCUGUUCAAAAAACAGUAAAUUUGGUUCCAAUCCUUAUUGUAUCUUUUUUUUUUAAUAUUCUAUGAUUAUUUUUUUAAUAGCCAGAAUAAGGGAUAGUUGAUGCUUUCAUGACUGGCUUUCUGUACCUGAAUGCAAAAGAGACCACAGUUUUAUUUUAUAAAGCAUGUGCUCUUAAGUAGCAUUAUGAUGUAUAUCUAGAAAAUAUUGUGUAAAUUUGCAUCUUAGCAUGCAAAUCAUAAUUUUAAGCAAUAUAAAUUAUGAGAAUAUUGUAUAAAAUUUUAUUUUUUAAUUUAAAAUUUUUUAAAUUUUUGUUUAAUCAAAUGUAGAGCUACCAAAUUAAUAGAAAUUUAGGUGGAGAAAUCUCCAACUUUCCCACAAUUUAGACAUAGCUAUAGAGUGCUAAGACAUUUUGCCCAUCCCUGUUCACAGCCAUAGUAUUUAGUACUUGAAGAAUUCCCAGGAGCUACCAAAUUUGGUAGUUCUGAGUUACCAACUGGACUGUCCGAGGAAAACACACCAGGCCAUGCUGCAUGUGGGCCUGGUUCAUAGGGUAAUCCAUCUGAGUGCAUCUGAGGACUCCACGUAUGUGGUAACCUGGGUGUUCUCCAUAAGCCAGUUGACCAAAGCUGCCUCCCUCACUAAUUUACUCUGAAACCUCUUGGGGUCCAGGUUUCUCCACUUUUGAAUCAGGUACUGACCGGCAAUCAGUGCUUAUAAAGCCAGGAGGACCUCUGUGAGCCUGGGAGGGGGAAGGUCUGCAUUUCAGCUGAGACCUGCCGUCACACUCUGGGAACCUGGGCUUCUGUGGGAGGAACCCUGAGCAAGUGGCCAAGUUUGUCUCUGGCUGUCAGGGAUGAGGCUCUGUUUUGGAGGAGUGGAGAAUCAUGAUUAAAAUUCACACCUAGGCCAUGCACUGUGUGUAGGCAGGGAAAGGGCGCUUGUUACUUAUCACAGGUCCUUUGGUCUCACCAUAAAUAUGAGUUUUCUAUAAGCUUGAAAUUGGUCAAGGUCAAAUGCAGGUAAACCAGUUUAAGUGUGUGAUGCUUUAGGUUCUUGGUCCUGUCCUCCUGGAUGGCUCACCAAACCAGGGGACCCCACCGAGGGCUGACAAUGCAGGACCUUGUGAGGGCUCCCCCAGGACUGAAUGAAUCAUGCUAACUGCAGUUGUCAAGCAGCACACCUGUCUUAAGAUGCUCCAGCCAGCAAAGAAAACACAAUCAAAUUUAGUUAAGUGGCCCAUUGCUCCUCUCACCAUCUAAGUAAGAGUCGAGUUCACGGCCGCCCAUUAUUUUCAACAAUGGAGAGGGAAUGAGGUGUCGAUUUUGGAAGUGUGUUAAUACGGGGGUGGGAGUGUCAUGCCCUGGCCCUGGCCUUGGCCUCUAGAGCUCCACUCUGGGAUCUUCUGGCUUUGUUACACGGAUAUCAUAGGUCCUGGGAUUUUUAGAUGCAAUUUGCAGACCCACUUGGCUCACCCAACCCCAGUCCACACCUUCACAGAAUGGACUGCAGUGGUCACUUACCUGCCUCACACAGGAUGGGAGGGCUUGCCUUAGGUCCUUGGCACUGAAGUGUAUGCUCUGUAAAUGUCAAGGUAUUAUGUUUCAUUAUAAUAAUAAAAGAGAACUUGAAAACAA
Messenger RNA from Ceratotherium simum simum (southern white rhinoceros), 3645 nucleotides. It is a transcript of the gene BAIAP2L1, whose product is annotated as BAR/IMD domain containing adaptor protein 2 like 1. Gene Ontology annotation, biological process: actin filament bundle assembly; plasma membrane organization; positive regulation of actin filament polymerization. The record is from RefSeq and is a predicted model, not a curated record. Gene Ontology annotation, cellular component: cytosol; nucleoplasm. Gene Ontology annotation, molecular function: protein binding. NCBI's taxonomy places the organism in Eukaryota, Metazoa, Chordata, Mammalia, Perissodactyla, Rhinocerotidae.